This is a messenger RNA of [Candida] anglica, 2469 nucleotides long. Lineage: Eukaryota; Fungi; Ascomycota; Pichiomycetes; Serinales; Debaryomycetaceae. The record is from the annotation of a GenBank genome assembly.
AUGAAGUUUAGUAAGAUUGUUUCUCUCGCUUUCGGCGCUCUGCUUGUAAGUGCUGCACCAACAGGACAUUUUGAUAUAUCACCAAGAGAGAAUGAUUCGAACUUAGAUCUCGACUUGAUUCUCCGUUCCAUUUCCACAUACGAUGCUGCUGCUGAAGAACAGCUGGGUAAUCUUAGAAAAAGGAAUCAUUUCGAUUUCUUUGGCGAUCUUGUUGGUCAAAUCACUGAUGCUGGUCUUCAUGAUGGUUUCCUCGACAGGGUUCUCAAUGCUCCAGAUUUCGCUCACCAUUUGGUCGAUUCUGUCGUUAAAGGAAUUGAAUCCAAGAACAUUCCAUUUGAACAGGUAAACAUUGCCUUGGAUAAUGCCAAUCUUAUUCCAAGAUUGUUUGAAGAAAUGUUACAUGACUCCGAUAUGACAGAAAUGACCAAGUCUCAUGCAAAGAGAUUAUAUGACUCUGGUGAUCUUAAACUCAAUUUCAAUGAAGAUGGCUUCGCCAAGCGUGAAGAAAUAAUGAUUUCUAAGAGAGACAGCUCUGCUCUUUCUAGCAUAGUUUCUUCUUUAUCCAACUCCGGUUUGUUGGAAAAGGCUGCUAAAUAUAUCCUUAGUAACCAAAACUUAGCUUCAACUGCUGAAAAGUUACUUGAAACUGCAGUUAAAAAGACUGACUUCAAAACUCUCUAUGCAACCAUAAAGGAAUCGGGAAUUGCCAACAAGUUGGUAAAGAAGGCAUUAUCAUCCAAGUCUUUACAAAAUAAACUUGCGCAAGCUAUCAGUGAAAAGGCAAAGAGGGAUUCUUCAAAGAAUGCAUUGAUUGCCUCUUUGGCUGUACGUGCUUCCAUGGCUGCCCCUGGACCUACUCAAAUUGUUGCAAGAGAUGAUGCCGCAUUUAGCCUUGAAGGUGCAGUCACACCUGACUCUUUGUUUGGAGAUGGUUCCGCACCAGCUCCUACUGAUUCUUCUCAAUUAAAUGGUGUUUUGGGCCUUUUUGGUGGUCUUGGUGGUAGUGGUGGUAGUGCUGAUGACAGCUCAUCUGAUGUUGUUGUUUCAACCCCAACUUUAGCCGUUGAUCCUAGUAUCGUCGCACCAUUGUCAUCUUCCCCUCUUAUUGUUCAACCAUCUGCCUCGGUCCAAGCUUCUGUCUCUGACCCAAUUGACCUUUCCUCGCUUCUCGAUGUAACAUCGGCUGAAACUUCUUCCCCAGUUGUUACUUCGUCUGCUUCUGUGUCUACGUCAGGCUCUACCUCAUCUGGUACUAACCUGUUCAGUGAUCUUUUGGAUUCCUUGUUUGGAGGGUCAAGCUCUAGUUCUAGUGGGUUGUCAAACUCUACUACAACGGGUACUGUUUCUUCUACAUCACCUUCUUCAACUUCUACCGAUUCCUUGAUUGAUGACAUAUUUUCCCUCUUUGGAAACUCUACUUCCUCUGGAUCUAGCGGUAGCUCCAGUAGUGGUCCAAUUGAUUGGAUUGGACUCCUUCAAAAGCUCUUCAGUCUUUUAUUCGGAGGUUCCGGUUCUGUUGACCCAAGUGUUCCUGGAUCUUCUGAUGGCUCUGGUAGUCUUGGAUCCCUUUUCAGUAGCAUUUUAGGGUCUUUAUUUGGAGGAUCAUCUAGUUCCAACUCUACAUCAGCUGAUACCAGUUCUGGUGGUGGUCUUGGCUCGCUCUUCAGUAGUAUUUUGAGCUCUUUGUUUGGUGGAUCAAGUUCGAACUCCACUUCAACUGCAUCAGGGUCCGGUUCCGGUUCUGGUGGCUCGUUGUUAGGAAGCAUUUUCAGUGCAUUAUUUGAUGGCUCUAGUAGUGGGGACUCAUCCAGUGGCUCUGGAGGUUCCUUGUUGGGAAGUAUUUUCAGUGCCUUGUUCGGCGGCUCCGGUAGUAGUGAUUCAUCUAGUGGUUCUGGUGGCUCCUUAUUAGGAAGUCUUUUUAGUGCAUUAUUUGGUGGAUCGAGCUCUAGCUCUGGUGCUAGUUCAUCUGGUUCUGGUUCUUCUGGUUCUGGUUCUUCAUUGUUGGGUGAUAUCAUUGGGGCUCUCUUCGGUGGCUCUAGUGGUUCUGGUGGAAGUCUUUUAAGUGAUAUAUUUGGUUUGUUCUUUGGGGGAAGUUCUGGUAACUCUACUUCUUCCGGAGAUAGCUUAUUGGAAGAUAUCCUUGAUGCAUUCUUUGGUAAAGGUGAUGGUACUUCUGGUUCUUCUGGUUCUGGUUCCAGCCUUCUUACUGAUAUUCUUGACUCUCUUGUUAGCGCACUCGCUGAUGGAACAGGAUCAACAAGCGCUCCAUCUAAAUCUUCAGGCUCCUCUGGUUCUGUCUUUGGAGGAGGCUCUUCCACUGGCACUAAGAAGUGUUGUAGUCCAAAGGGAUUGAAGAGAAAGAGAGCCAAGAGAAAGAGAAUGUUACAAGAAAAGGCCAGAGAAAAUUUUAAAAGAACUUUAUUAAGCAAGAGAGCUGAACUCUCUGGUGAACUGUACAUUAAAUUUUGA